Molecule: messenger RNA, 1405 nt
Organism: Brassica rapa (field mustard)
Lineage: Eukaryota; Viridiplantae; Streptophyta; Magnoliopsida; Brassicales; Brassicaceae
Product: probable xyloglucan endotransglucosylase/hydrolase protein 27
Biological process (GO): cell wall biogenesis; xyloglucan metabolic process
Cellular component (GO): cell wall; apoplast
Molecular function (GO): xyloglucan:xyloglucosyl transferase activity; hydrolase activity, hydrolyzing O-glycosyl compounds
Source: RefSeq, a predicted model, not a curated record
GAUGGAAACCUCAUAUUCAUUUUCUCUCUCUCUUUCUCUCUCUAUACCUAAACAUAUAAGCUCUUCCACGCAAGCUCUUAUCUCUUCCUCUUAAAUCUUCCCUAUACUCCAGACACACGGAACCGUUUGGUGCUACAGAUACCAUCCCUAAAAUGGAAACUUUGAGUCGUUUCUUAGUGUUCAUGUCUCUGUUCUCCGGUUUCGUUUCUGGAUUCACUCUGCAAAAUCUUCCAGUCACAUCUUUUGAAGAAAGUUACACGCAGCUUUUUGGUGACAAGAACUUGUUCGUUCAUAAAGACGGCAAAACUGUCCGGUUAACGCUCGAUGAAAGGACCGGUUCUGGGUUUGUCUCAAAUGAUCUAUACUUACAUGGAUUAUUCAGCGCUUCAAUCAAAUUGCCUUCUGAUUAUUCAGCUGGAGUAGUUGUUGCCUUCUAUAUGUCAAAUGGAGAUAUGUAUGAGAAGAAUCAUGAUGAGAUUGAUUUUGAGUUUCUUGGUAAUAUUAGAGGAAAAGAAUGGAGGAUUCAGACAAACAUUUACGGUAAUGGAAGCACUCAUUUGGGAAGAGAAGAGAGAUCUAAUCUAUGGUUUGAUCCAACCGAAGAUUAUCAUCAAUAUAGUAUUCUCUGGUCUGAUUCUCACAUCAUAUUCUUUGUAGACAACGUUCCUAUCAGAGAGGUGAAGCGAACAGCGUCGAUGGGCGGUCACUUCCCAUCAAAGCCGAUGUCUCUCUACACAACAAUAUGGGACGGUUCUAAAUGGGCAACUAACGGUGGCAAGUACGGUGUAAACUACAAGUAUGCCCCUUAUGUCGCGCAGCUCACUGACUUAGUCCUUCAUGGCUGCGCCGUGGACCCUAUUGAGCAGUUUCCUAAGUGCGACGAAGGAGCAGACGAGGAUAUCCGUGCGGCUCAGGAGAUUAGCCCGUCGCAGAGGGUUAAGAUGGGCGUUUUCAGGAGGAAACACAUGACAUACUCGUAUUGCUAUGAUCGGAACAGGUACAAGGUUGCUCUACCUGAGUGUGUGGUGAUUCCCGCGGAAGCUCAGCGGCUUAGGGUUCAUGAUCCGGUCACUUUUGGCGGGAUUCCGAGGCGUCACCGCUACGGAAAGCACCGGAGCAGGAGAAGCCGUGUUGUUGGAACAGAGUCGAUAUGAUGCAACAUAUAGCAGUAACAUGGGUGUUGGAUGAGAUUUGGUGGGGGGUUUCUAUAAUAAGUCCAUUUUUAUUGGUAUUUUUAUUUUAUGUUCAGUGCGUUUUCACAGUUAUAGUGGGCAUUUUUGUCAUUUGUUGCUUGUAUAUGAAAUAAAAUAAUUUAUUUAUUUAUUUGAGAGAUUUGGGGUUUUGCAAUACUUAUAUGAUAAUGUGUAGUUAUUGUUUUUGUGGAUACAUAUUCCGUUUACGAAUA